AUGAAGACUGCUGAGAUUAGAGGGGGUGGCGUCUCAAGUAACCAGGGGAGGUCUACUGAAAAAGACCAAGAAGGGGAGUCUGACAUCCCUAUUACACAGGCAUCAUUGGAGGAAUCAGUGCUGAGAAUUACUCCCAAGAUAGGCACAUUCUUGACUAAUGUACUGAAGGUUGGGCCUAAUACUCAAAGCAAGCCUAGUUUGGUAGAUUCAUCAUCUCCUCAGAAGGAUCUACUCAAUAAUAGCCAACCAAAUAGACAGGGUACAAGCCCAGCUCCAGAGAUCAAAGAAACACAUAUCACUGCAGUGGAGAUGGAGACUGAAAAAGAGGGGGAGUCUAACACCAAUCCAAAUAAAAUGAAGGAUCCCCCCAAAACCUGGAAAAGACUGUCUACCAUAGAAGGGAGAUUACAGAGGAAACCAGUGGCCUCUAAGGAGAGUUCAUAUCUGAUUGCUCGGACACACUCACUCUCGGCUACUUGGCUCGCGAGUUUGGCACUCGACGCACGGCUGCGGGUGCUCUCGGACACAAAAGAUCGGUGGGCUCAUUCUCUUGCUGUGUACUCGGUGGCUUUCUCAGCGAGUGGACGGGGCUGCUACUCGCGGUCUUCCUCGGCGAUGGCUUCUUGCGCGCGGCUCCUCUCGACUGCAGGGGGGCUCGCGAUUGGGGCUAGCGGCUGCUAUGGAUCGCCGACGAGAAAGGUGAUCCACGAGGGAUUUUUGGUGGACAAAAGAGGUGGUUUUAGGAGAGCUUUUUGGUGCUGUUGGUCUUGCUUCAGUGGAUGA
Molecule: messenger RNA, 783 nt
Organism: Striga asiatica
Lineage: Eukaryota; Viridiplantae; Streptophyta; Magnoliopsida; Lamiales; Orobanchaceae
Source: the annotation of a GenBank genome assembly